ACGUCUUGCUCAACACUCUAGACGACAUUGACUGCGAUGGCCGAUAUAAAUGCCCAAGAAAACGGCGAGAAUGCCCCUCUCCUCUCAACAACUUCUCAACCUGUACCGGCCCCACGUGGGGCCUGGGUUCGAAUCGUCGUCCCCGUUGGCCUCACAGUCGUCUUUGCUAUCGCGGCAAUCCUAGCGUUUGCCCUUCCACGCGCCCAGCUUCCCAUACUGGACCGUGUAGGAGUGGUGGACACGCACAUUGACCUGCCGCUCCUACUGAGGAUGUUCUACAAGAAUGACAUCAACCAGUUCGACAUGAGGGCGACGAUGCCUGGGCACGUGGACAUCGCCAGACUGCGGACAGGACAUGUUGGCGGUGUCUUCUGGAGUGUCUUUGUCCCCUGUUCAGCAGAGCUGGGCAAGGACGAGGGGCCGGACUUCAUGAUUCCCACUUAUCGCGUCCGUGACACCCUGGAGCAGAUUGAUAUCACCAAGCUCAUGAUCGACGAGUACCCUGAUGUCUUCGAGUACGCCACAACUGCGAAGGGGAUGCGUGCUGCCAUGUCGUCAGGGAAAGUCGCAAGUUUGAUUGGUGUUGAGGGUGGACACCAGCUUGAGAACUCACUGGGUGUCCUGAGGAUGUAUUACGAGCUUGGAGCGAGGUACAUGACCUUGACUCAUACCUGCAACAAUGCGUUCGCUGAUUCUGCUGGCAUCGGUGCUACACCUACACCAUUGCACGGUGGACUCAGCCCGUUCGGUGUCGAACUGAUAUAUGAGAUGAACCGCUUGGGAAUGAUGGUAGACAUUUCUCACGUCUCCGACGACACCGCAAUCCAAGCAUUCAACGUUUCUCGCGCCCCUCUCCUCUUCUCCCACUCUUCCUCCCGCGCGGUGCACAACGUGCGACGAAAUGUGCCUGACAGUAUACUCGAGCUCAUCGGCGAGGGAGAGGGAAAGAAGGAUGCUGUGGUGAUGGUCAUUUUCGCCCCGGAUUUCGUGGCAGACAAGGACAAGGCGGAUGUGAAGGCCGUUGCCGAUCAUGUAGUGCACAUCGCCCACAUUGCAGGACCCCGACAUGUCGGUAUCGGCAGCGACUACGACGGAAUCACUAGCGUGCCCCAGGGACUCGAAGAUGUCUCCAAGUAUCCUGCACUCUUCGAAGAACUUCGCUCCCGCGGCUGGGACGACACGAUGCUGGCAGGAUUGGCUCAGUACAACCUGCUCCGAGUCUUUGAGGGAGUGGAGAAGACGGCGAUGGAGAUGCGUUGGGAAGGAGUGAAGCCUGCGAUGGCGUUGUAUGAUAAGAGGGCCGAUCUACUCGACGAGAUUGACAGUUUCUUUGAAUAA
This is a messenger RNA of Dacryopinax primogenitus, 1338 nucleotides long. RefSeq lists its product as uncharacterized. The transcript has 8 exons. The record is from RefSeq and is a predicted model, not a curated record. NCBI's taxonomy places the organism in Eukaryota, Fungi, Basidiomycota, Dacrymycetes, Dacrymycetales, Dacrymycetaceae. Bases 37 to 1338 code for a protein of 433 amino acids. Gene Ontology annotation, molecular function: metallodipeptidase activity. Gene Ontology annotation, biological process: proteolysis.